Pangasianodon hypophthalmus (striped catfish) is the source of this 3594-nucleotide messenger RNA. It is a transcript of the gene rnf6, whose product is annotated as ring finger protein (C3H2C3 type) 6. Gene Ontology annotation, biological process: positive regulation of DNA-templated transcription; ubiquitin-dependent protein catabolic process; protein ubiquitination. The coding region runs from base 681 to 2735 and encodes 684 amino acids. Gene Ontology annotation, molecular function: ubiquitin protein ligase activity. Gene Ontology annotation, cellular component: cytoplasm; nucleoplasm. The record is from RefSeq and is a predicted model, not a curated record. NCBI's taxonomy places the organism in Eukaryota, Metazoa, Chordata, Actinopteri, Siluriformes, Pangasiidae. The transcript is spliced from 4 exons.
UGCGUGUUUUUGGCUGUGUCAUUGUAGCUUGUUCUGAGUACACACAGCUUCGAUGUUAUUAAUACGUUUUGUCGGGUUUAUCCACUAACGGUCAUUUUUCGUGUGUCGGCUAAACAAUUGUCAAACGGCUAUUUUUCGUUAGCUAGCUGUUAGCUUGGUGGAUGUCUUCUCGACACCAACAAACUCGCAUACAAAAUGACAGCUCGUUUUUCCUUGUUAUUAUCUCUUUAGAAGUGUUGAUGUAGCGACGUUUUGUUGCUGAGUUUAUAAUGUAAUUUUGGCAGCGUUUUAAAGGCAACACAACGCUUCUUCAUUGUGUCUCGGUUUCAGUGCUAGCUAACACGGUGCCCGACGUUUUCUUUGUCAUGGCCCGCCUUUGGCUGGCGUUGAUUGGUUGGUCGGUGUGCCAGUCAUCGCUGCUCGCUCUGUGAUUGGUCAGUGGGUUGACGCCGUCAGUUUAGCGCUCCGCUAGCUUUGCAUUCUUCACCAUGGCCUGCUGUAACAGUGGAUUACUCCUGAACAAUAAUGGUGAUUAAGAAGGGAUAUAUGUUGUUUAUUUGGGUUUUAUUUGUUGUUAUUAUUAAGGCAGUCUAAUUGCAAAGCUGUUAAAACCUCGGAUUUGGAGCGAGGCUUUACGGAUCACCAUAUUCUGGCGUACAUUUUGAGUGGUUUCCGUGGUGAUGGACCCUCCCGGCGGGCGAGACGAGCGUCGCCGUCAGGCCGAACGUCUUCGGCGGGAGGAGGCGUACUACCACUUCAUCAACGAGCUGAGCGAGGAGGAGUAUCGGCUCAUGAGAGACAGCAACCUGCUGGGCACACCGGGUGAAGUCACAGCUGAGGAGCUGAGACAGCGUCUGGAUGGAGCGAAGGAGCGCGUGUCCUCACAGCCUCGCCCUGAAUCACGUCCGCAGAACAGCGAGGCGGGACAGGAAGGCAGCAGUGCUGCGGCUGAGCCGGGCGCUGAGAGCACUAACGGAGACUCUCUGCUGGAGUGGCUGAACACGUUCCGGCGCACAGGCAACGCCACCCGCAGCGGCCAGAGCGGCAACCAGACAUGGCGCGCCGUCAGCCGCACGAAUCCAAACAGUGGCGAGUUUCGCUUCAGCCUGGAAAUCAACAUCAAUCACGAGCAGCCCGAGCCGGGGGAACACAGCGACGCCUCUGACCCCGUCGAACUUCCUGUUCCGCAGAGGGCCUCUGCAUCUAUACGCAAUCCGCCGAGGCCCGCACCCUAUUCCACUCAGCACCCCACCCCUUAUUCUACAACCAGGCCCACUCUAGGGAGGCGGGCUCAGGCACGGCGCACUCGCAGUAGCACUACCCCACCCAUAACCCCGCCUCUGAUCUCGCAGACGCCAUAUACGAGUUUGAGGAGGAACCUUGCUUUGCCUCAGCCAGCACUGCUUCCUCCUCCUCCUCCCCCCACUCUCCCUUCCUCCCAGGCCACACCCACAUCCCUGCCUCAAGAGCAGGAUAGUACUAACAGUGUGCAGAGUCAAAUACAGCCACACCCUCCUUCACUUAGUAACGAGGAGGAGCAGGAAGCUAACGAUGCUCCAGACUGUCCGGAAGCUGUGUCUCAGGCCAGUGCGCAGGGGGUGGCAGCUAGCCGUGAGGCUCGCAGAACUCGUUCACGUGGCCGGGUCCGCCGGAUAGCUCUGUCCCGGUCCUCACGUCGUAGCCGCUCACCUCUGGAUAGAAACUCCGCCCGAAGCUCUAGUCCCACCCCCAGCAACAGUGCUCCCGCGAUAGAGUCCACUGGAAACACGGCGGCUGCUGCUGCUGCUGCUGCUGUGGAGAUGGUGGAACUUCCUGCUGAGCCGACAGCACCGGUGGAAUCUGCCCCCGAAGUGGGCACUGAGGAAGGCGAGACGCCUGCGUCAGGUGCAGCAGGAGGCGUCCGCCGGCAUCCGACUAUCAUGUUGGAUUUGCAGGUGCGCCGAAUCCGGCCGGGUGAGAACCGAGACCGGGAUAGCAUCGCCAGCCGCACACGGUCUCGUGCUCGCGCCGCUGAAAAUACGGUCACCUUCGAGAGCGACAGCGGAGGCUUCAGACGGACCAUCUCGCGCUCGGAACGUGCCGGCAUCCGCACCUACGUAAGCACUAUCCGCAUUCCUCUGCGCCGCAUCUCCGAGACGGGUUUGGGAGAGCCGAGUUCCACAGCGCUGCGCUCCAUCCUGCGGCAGAUCAUGACAGGCUUCGGAGAGCUCAGCUCGUUAAUGGAGACCGAGGCAGACCCGGAAGGCUCCACCCCCGGACAGAAUGCGGGCGUCAACGCGGCAGCUCAGACACAGCGUGCGCAGAGUGGCGAAGCCACAACAGGGAGCGCUGUAACCGAUUCGGGGCGAGAGGGUGGAGCAGUGGGUGAGGCUGGCCAGGCGAGGGUGGGCACCAACGGGCGGGACACGAAUAACCUGGUUGAGAACGGCACCUUACCCAUCCUGCGGCUGGCGCACUUCUUCUUGCUGAACGACGAGGAGGAUGACGAGCAUCCGCGCGGUCUCACCAAAGAGCAGAUCGACAAUCUGGCCACGCGCACCUACGGCCAGGCGAGCCUGGAGGGCGAACAGGGGCGUGCCUGCAGCGUGUGCAUCAACGAGUACGCGCAGGGAAACAAGCUGCGCAGCCUCCCCUGCGCACACGAAUUCCACAUCCACUGCAUCGACCGCUGGCUCUCGGAGAACAACACGUGCCCCAUCUGCAGGCAGCCCAUCCUGUCCAGCCAUCAGGACUGACUCACUUCCUCCAUCGCUCCUGUACAUAGCGCUUCAGCUGUUCCACCCGUUCCUUCAUCAACUCCCCCUGUAUUCAGCUGUAGGUAGAACCAAAAGAAGAAACAACACAGAGAAUUAACAAAGCUUUAUUUUUUUAGACCUGUUUUUUUUUUUUUUUUCUUCUUCUCCUGUCUGCGUAGUCCCCUCCAUUCUGCUUCAGGGUUUUCCGUUAACAAAACACAGCAGAUAUUAACUGUGAUGAAUCAGUGUUAGCAAAAGCUAAUCUUCAGCAUUUCACUUAAUUUCAUGAAAUGGAUUUUAUAGAUUGAUCUGUACAUUGCAGACUCUGAGGAUAUGUAAAUAUAUGAAUGCCUGUGCUUUUUUAUUUUUUUUGCGAGAGUUUGACAUUGAGACACAGUAUAGAACCAUGCGUAAGAUAAGCUCCUCUUGAAAUCUGUUUGAACUUUAGUUUUACGGCACGCUCUCUUAGCAGAAUGUUCCAUUUUUAAAGCUCUUAACACGUUUAGCGCGUUGGCAGUCAGGGUGUGGUGACGGAACCCUACUCUGAUUGCAACAAAUUCAUGGUUUUAAGAUUAUAGUAAUUGAAACGGCAACGAGCCACUUAACACUACAUGCUACAGUGAUAUGGACUGAAUUUUUUUCCACUUCACAUUUCUGAUGCUUCACCAUGCAGAUUAUUUAAUAAUAUUUUGUCUGCCCCAUUGCGUGCAUGCGUCAUUUUAAAUUUGCCGAUUGUUUUUUUUUUAACCUGUGUGUGAAUAUAAUGCCAGAACACAGGUCAUUAUUUUAAUGAGUGAUAGAUAAUCAGUUCGUUAUUCUUCUUAAAGCACUUGCAGGAGGAGUUUUAGGAUAAGAAAUU